ACUUUGGCGUAAAUUUGGAAUUUGAUCAAAACAUCUGUCAAAAAGUUUACGCUUCGUGUGACGGCGUUUUUGGUCGGUCAAUAGCGCUGAUGCGUAAACUUGCUGUCAAAUCGUUGUUACCGGCGGAUUGUUGAUGUGGAUGCCAUUGUGUGUUGUGUUGAUAUUUUAUAAAAACGUCGAAGAAAGUUUAAUAUAAUAAAAUGGACUCACUACUAAUGAACAAAUCGUGGCUCUCUGCAGUUGAAAAAGUGUUAGAGGCUUCUGAAGCUAGGGAAGCCGGUCGCCGGCCAGCAAAUCGCCGUUGCUAUUGGGUUCAACCGUUGUUUAUGGAGCGCCGGCAAAUUGGAAACGAUGUGCUAAAGCAUGUAUCUGCCGAACGUACAGGUGCGAUGCUGCUGAAAUUCCUUCGCAUGAAUAGGCAAGAUUUCGACUUUUUGGUGGGGCUUGUUCGUCCUAUGAUCGAGCGCAUGGAUACAAACAUGCGGGAAGCGAUUACUACCCAGGAAAGGGUAUUAAUCGCGUUGCGUUAUAUGGCAACUGGCGAAACGUUUACAGGCCUGCAGUAUAUGUUUCGUGUGUCUCGUCCAUGCAUUGCCCAAAUAGUAAUGGAAGUGUGUAAAUGCAUUCGAGAGGCUCUACGUGACUAUGUUAAGACGCCGUGUUCGCGACAUGAAUGGCUCGAUAUUUCUGAGCAAUUUGAACGACGCUGGAACUUUCCACAUGCAAUUGGUGCCAUCGACGGCAAACAUGUCCGUAUUCGAAAACCCAAUCACGGCGGCUCUGAAUAUUUUAAUUACAAGGGUUUUAAUAGCAUUGUGUUAAUGGAUGUAGUUGAUGCUAACUACAAUUUCCUGUGUGCUGAUGCUGGAGGCAAAGGAGGCAUUUCUGACGGUGGAAUUUUUAAAAACACUCGAUUAUAUCAAAAAUUCGAGAACAAACAGUUGAAUAUUCCGGAGCCGAAGCCAUUGCGUGUGCCGUAUGCAAUAGACGUUCCGUAUUUUAUACUCGGCGAUCAGGCGUUUGCAUUUACGGAUUAUUGUAUCCGUCCAUUUCCUGGGACACAUGCAUCGGGCAGCAUUGAACGCGUGUUCAAUUAUCGUCAUUCUCGUGGCCGUACGGUUGCCGAAAAUGCUUUAGGCCACAUAUCCAAUCGGUUCUGGAUAUACCAAACCCCAAUUCAACUUCAACCAGAAAAAGCUACUGAAGUUGUACUAACUACAAUUUAUUUGCAUAAUUUUCUCUGCAAAAGAUCGUCAAGAACUUUGUAUGCUCCUGCAACGGCAUUUGAUAGAGUUGUUGACGGGAGGCUUGUGGCAGGUGAUUGGAGGAGUAAUGACACGUUGGCUCCUUUAGAGUAUUUUUCAUCCCGGCCUUCUAAUACACUGAGAGAUAUACGUAUUCACAUGGCCAAGGACUUCGUGAACAACAAUCGUUUAAGAUAAUAAAACAAGAAACAAAACAGAUAAUUAUCCCCAUUUGGUCUUGGAAAGAAAUGAAUUUGUUUUUCUUUGUUUCCCUUCUUCAUCAGAUACUGGUCAUGUUGCGUUUUCUAUCUGAAGGGGUUAAAGAUCGAAAAAACUUGAGUUCUUUUAAAAUGGUUUGUUUCAUAACUACUACUCGCUUUUAGUGAUUAUGUAGGACAACUUACAGUAUUCAAGAAUCAACGGCGAUUAGAUCUCCACUCCGCGUGUCACUGUUGCCAGUAUUUCUGUUGCGCUGCAUGUUAGGCCACAAAUACAGCAUGAGCAUCUCUGCGUUACCGCGGUAGCGCGUUCGAAUGACAUUUCAUUUCUAUGGCUGGAUUGUUAUACGCGUUUCCGCGGGCGCGAAAACGCAAGUCGUAUAUUAGCGGCCUUAGAUAACUUUAAUUGCUCGUUGCAUUACUACAAAUGGUAUGGAGUAGUGGCGGGGUAGUUCUAGCCAAACUCGCUGCACCCAUUUUUCGGAUUUGAAUCCAUUUACCAUUCACUUACGCAUUUGAACCAGAACAGCUUCGUGUUGCUAUGGCAUCGACCCUUUAGAUGCGCGUCGUCCCGCAUAUAACGUUUGUGAUAUUAUCUUUGAGCAAGUUAUGUUUUAGCAAUACAUUUAUAUUGAUUUUUGUUAUACGAACUAUAUAGUUCGAUUG
Messenger RNA from Anopheles coluzzii, 2128 nucleotides. RefSeq names its product putative nuclease HARBI1. Bases 201 to 1442 code for a protein of 413 amino acids. The transcript is spliced from 3 exons. The record is from RefSeq and is a predicted model, not a curated record. NCBI's taxonomy places the organism in Eukaryota, Metazoa, Arthropoda, Insecta, Diptera, Culicidae.